AUGAAAUCGGUAGCUGUUCAGGAAGCUAUAACAGUUGCUAGACUGAAAGCUAAAAAAAGUAACUUGGUGUAUGGUUGUGGUUUUGGGAAAACAGGGAGUCUUUUUACGAAAGUGUUGCGAGAAACCGGACAAAAUGGAUUCAAGAAACCUCGACAAAUUUUGUAUUUUAAUUCACCUGGUCGACGACAUUUUCUGGUUGCAUCCAAAAAAGCAGUUUAUGCAUUUGGUGAUAACGCUCAUGGGCAGUGUGGACAGGAUCCUGAAAAUGUGCCCUUCGUAAGACUGGAAAAUAAGCCAUUUCAAAAAAUUAUGAUUCCUUCGGAUUCAAAAAUUGCUGAAAUACAUUGCACGCUAGAUACAUCAUUCAUCAUUCUGGAUUCUGGUGAAGUGUUUUCAUUUGGAUUAGGUACAGAUGGACAGUUAGGACGUGGAAUAUGUAAUUAUGAUUGGCGGUGUCUACCAAUUGAAGGUGAUUUGAAAGGAAUGAAGGUAGCAGCUUUAAAAGGAAGCACGGAUACUUUGAUGGCGGUGACAGAAAGCGGUGAAUUAUUCAUGUGGGGACAGAAUGAAUACGAACAGAUGCAUCCAUUUGUGAAGGAUAUUCAAAGUGGUUUUCCAUGUGAAAUUCGUCUUUCCAUGGAGAAAAUUAUAGCAGCAGAUUCCACAGCAACUUCUUGCAUAGCAUUAACGGCGGUCCGAAUGAUUCGGGUAAAGUGA
Molecule: messenger RNA, 717 nt
Organism: Brugia malayi
Lineage: Eukaryota; Metazoa; Nematoda; Chromadorea; Rhabditida; Onchocercidae
Product: Williams-Beuren syndrome chromosome region 16 protein, putative
Exons: 3
Coding region: 1-717 (238 amino acids)
Source: RefSeq, a predicted model, not a curated record